GUGUCGCUCUUCCGGCUCGAGUUCGCUCCCACGCCCGCCCGCAGCAUGUCCGAGACCGCGCCCGUCGCCCCCGCCGCACCGGCCCCCGCCGAGAAGGCGCCCGCGAAGAAGAAGCCGCGCAAGUCCGGCGGCGCCGCCAAGCGCAAGGCGUCCGGGCCGCCCGUGUCCGAGCUCAUCACCAAGGCGGUCGCCGCCUCCAAGGAGCGCAAUGGCGUGUCGCUGGCCGCGCUCAAGAAGGCGCUGGCGGCCGCGGGCUACGACGUGGACAAGAACAACAGCCGCAUCAAGCUGGGCCUCAAGAGCCUGGUGAGCAAGGGCACCCUGCUGCAGACCAAGGGCACCGGCGCCUCGGGCUCCUUCAAGCUCAACAAGAAGGCGGCCUCCGGGGAGGCCAAGCCCAAGGCCAAGAAGGCGGGCGCGGCCAAGCCCAGGAAGCCCGCGGGCGCGGCCAAGAAGCCCAAGAAGCCCGCGGGCUCGGCCACCCCCAAGAAGAGUGCCAAGAAGACCCCGAAGAAGCCCAAGAAGCCGGCGGCGGCUGUUGGAGCCAAAAAGGUGAAGAGCCCGAAGAAGGCGAAAGCAGCCAAAGCCAAGAAGGUGCCCAAGAGUCCGGCCAAGGCCAAAGCGGCGAAGUCCAAGCCGCCUAAGCCGAAGGCCCCCAAGCCCAAGGCUGCCAAGACCAAGAAGGCGGCCAAGAAGAAGUAGGAAGUCCCUUUGGCCAACUGUUAACACACAACACAACCCCAAAGGCUCUUUUCAGAGCCACCCAC
Myotis myotis is the source of this 767-nucleotide messenger RNA. RefSeq names its product histone H1.4. Gene Ontology annotation, biological process: nucleosome assembly. Gene Ontology annotation, cellular component: nucleosome. The coding region runs from base 46 to 702 and encodes 218 amino acids. The record is from RefSeq and is a predicted model, not a curated record. Lineage: Eukaryota; Metazoa; Chordata; Mammalia; Chiroptera; Vespertilionidae. Gene Ontology annotation, molecular function: DNA binding; structural constituent of chromatin. The transcript has a single exon.